AUGGAGCCAAAUGGGGUCGCUAGUUCUACGCCAUCUGCGGGCGAUUUGAUUUUGCAACAAAGAACCGAGGCUCUUCAGUCGGCGCAAAAAAGCGAUGGAACCCUUCUGUCGCAGCUGACCAGCAAUCCCUUGUUCACAGCGGGCUUUGGUCUUGCCGGCUUGGGUGCUGGAUUGACUUUCGCACAAAAAGGCGUCCGACAUGGUGCAGCUCUUCUCCGCCGACGAAUGCUGGUGGAUGUUGAGAUCAGCAUCAAAGAUGACUCCUAUCCAUGGUUUCUACACUGGAUGACUCUUUAUCAACAAUCACAGCUCACCGCGACCAAAGCUGCAGCAAAUAGCACCGGUUACAUGGAUCGAUUCCUCCAAAAACUCACCCCCGGCAUGCGCCACCUCUCCAUCCAAACGCAAAAGCUCGAACAUUCGAAUGGAGCCAUCCACACACAUUUCUCAUUAGUCCCCGGUCCCGGUAAACAUGUUCUUCGAUACAGAAACGCAUUUAUCUUCGUUAAUCGCAUGCGCGAGUCAAAGUCUCGCGACCUCCAGACCGGAAAGCCGUGGGAGACAAUCACCCUAACCACCCUUUACUCCCAACGUCACAUUUUCGAAGACCUCUUCACCGAGGCUCACGCAUAUGCCGCCAAAUCACACGAAGGCAAAACCACAAUCUAUAACAGCUGGGGAACGGAAUGGCGACCGUUUGGAAACCCCCGUCGGAAGCGCCCCUUGGAGUCCGUCGUCCUCCAAGAGGGUGUGAAGGAACGAAUUGUGGAGGAUGUGGAAGACUUCAUCUCAAGUUCGUCUUGGUACAAUGAUCGUGGAAUCCCAUAUCGGCGAGGAUAUCUUCUAUAUGGCCCCCCUGGUACAGGCAAAAGUUCAUUCAUCCAGGCACUGGCAGGCGAACUAGAUUACGAUAUUGCCAUUUUGAACCUGAGCGAGCGCGGCCUAACAGAUGACCGACUAAACCAUCUUCUUACAAUUGUACCCAACCGCACACUUGUCUUGUUGGAGGACGUUGAUGCCGCAUUUUCAAACCGCCGCGAGCAAAGCGACUCGGAUGGUUACCGAGGAGCCAAUGUGACUUUCUCGGGACUACUCAAUGCCCUCGAUGGAGUCGCAAGUGCGGAGGAACGGAUCAUCUUCCUCACCACCAAUCAUGUCGAUCGCCUUGACGAGGCUUUGGUCCGACCUGGACGUGUAGACAUGACCGUUCGUUUGGGCGAAGUCACUCGCUACCAAGUCGGCCGUUUGUGGGAUCGAUUCUAUGAAGACAUUGAUACCAAUGGAGAGUACCGCACAGUGUUCUUACAACGCCUUCAGGAUCUUGGCUUGAUCGAAGAUGAAGCUGGUAACAAGGCCGAUCGAUCCCUGAAUAUCAGUGCUGCGGCUCUGCAGGGAUUGUUCCUGUAUAACAAGGGUAACAUGGAGGGAGCGAUUUCCAUGGCGGAGGGUCUCACCUAUAGUGCACAUACUGAGGCAUUGGGCCAAGACCAAGGAAAGAGGAACUAA
This is a messenger RNA of Penicillium soppii, 1506 nucleotides long. RefSeq names its product bifunctional AAA family ATPase chaperone/translocase BCS1. Bases 1 to 1506 code for a protein of 501 amino acids. The transcript is spliced from 2 exons. The record is from RefSeq and is a predicted model, not a curated record. Lineage: Eukaryota; Fungi; Ascomycota; Eurotiomycetes; Eurotiales; Aspergillaceae. Gene Ontology annotation, molecular function: ATP hydrolysis activity; ATP binding. Gene Ontology annotation, biological process: protein insertion into mitochondrial inner membrane from matrix; mitochondrial respiratory chain complex III assembly. Gene Ontology annotation, cellular component: mitochondrial inner membrane.